Molecule: messenger RNA, 1359 nt
Organism: Charadrius vociferus (killdeer)
Lineage: Eukaryota; Metazoa; Chordata; Aves; Charadriiformes; Charadriidae
Gene: JPH2
Product: junctophilin 2
Cellular component (GO): sarcoplasmic reticulum; junctional membrane complex; plasma membrane
Source: RefSeq, a predicted model, not a curated record
AUGAGCGGCGGCAGGUUUGAUUUCGAUGAUGGAGGUGCCUAUUGCGGGGGCUGGGAAGGGGGCAAAGCCCACGGGCAUGGCAUCUGCACCGGCCCCAAGGGCCAGGGCGAGUACUCGGGCUCCUGGAACUACGGCUUCGAAGUGGUGGGCAUAUACACGUGGCCCAGUGGCAACACCUACGAAGGCUACUGGUCCCAAGGCAAGAGGCACGGCCUAGGAAUCGAGACCAAAGGACGGUGGGUUUACAGAGGCGAGUGGACCCAUGGCUUUAAGGGACGGUAUGGCGCGAGGCAGAGCAUGAGCAGCGGAGCCAAGUAUGAAGGUACCUGGAAUAAUGGCCUGCAGGAUGGCUAUGGCACCGAGACAUACGCUGAUGGAGGCACAUACCAGGGCCAGUUCACCAACGGCAUGCGGCACGGCUACGGGGUGCGGCAGAGCGUGCCCUACGGCAUGGCCUCCGUGGUCCGCUCCCCGCUGCGCACCUCCCUCUCCUCCCUGCGCAGCGAGCACAGCAACGGAGGCGGGGCCGGCAAGCCCAAGAAGGGGGGGCUCUUCCGCAGGGGCUCCUUGCUGGGGAAGCUGAAGAAGUCCGAGUCCAAGUCGUCCCUGGCCAGCCAGAAGAGCCGCGUCAGCUUCCUCAAGAGCGAGAGCGGGAUCAGCUCGGCCGCCAGCGACGCCACCUCCACCGUCAGCCUGGGCGAGGGCGCCGAGGGCGAAGAGUACCCCCCCUUUGAGUCUGACAUCGAUGCCACCACCACCGAGAUCUACAUGGGCGAGUGGAAGAAUGAUAAGCGCGCCGGCUUUGGAGUCAGCGAGCGCUCCAGUGGGCUGAAGUAUGAGGGCGAGUGGCUGGACAACCUGCGGCACGGCUAUGGCUGCACCACGCUGCCCGACGGCAAGAAGGAGGAGGGCAAGUACCGCCACAACGUCCUUGUCAAGGGCAUGAAGAAGCGCGUGAUACCUCUCAAGAGCGCCAAGAUCCGGCAGAAGGUGGACAGGAGCGUGGAGGGGGCUCAGAGGGCUGCAGCCAUCGCCCGGCAGAAGUCAGAGAUCGCGGCAUCCAGGACAGCUCACGCCAAAGCCAAGGCUGAAAGCUCUGAGCAGGCAGCUCAGGCAGCUAACAACGAAUCGGGCAUAGCCAGGAUGAUGGCCAGGGAGCUCUCCCCGGACUUUUACCAGCCAGGCCCCGAGUACCAGAAGCGCAAGCUGCUGCAGGAGAUCAUAGAGAACGCGGAGCACACCGGCAACAUGGAAGAGGAGGCGCCGCGGCCUGAGGGCGGACCUAACACAAUCGUGAUCUGCAUGGUCAUCUUAUUGAACAUUGGUCUGGCCAUCCUAUUUGUACAUUUUUUGACAUGA